UACGAGCUAUACUCGGUAGAACUAGGCCCUGGCCCUGGUGGGGACAUGGCAGCCAAGAUGAGCAAGAAGAAGGCAGGCAGUGGUGGGGGCAAGAGGAAGGAGAAGCUGGAGAACAUGAAGAAGGAGAUGGAGAUCAACGACCACCAGCUGUCAGUGGCGGAGCUGGAACAGAAAUACCAGACCAGUGUGACCAAGGGCCUGUCUGCCAGCCUGGCAGCAGAACUGCUGCUGCGUGAUGGACCCAAUGCACUGCGGCCGCCAAAGGGUACCCCGGAGUACAUCAAGUUUGCACGGCAGCUGGCAGGAGGUCUGCAAUGCCUCAUGUGGGUAGCUGCUGCCAUCUGCCUCAUUGCUUUUGGUAUCCAGGCCAGUGAGGGUGACCUCACCACCGAUGACAAUCUGUACCUGGCACUGGCCCUUAUCGCUGUGGUUGUGGUCACUGGCUGCUUCGGCUACUAUCAGGAGUUUAAGAGCACCAACAUCAUUGCCAGCUUUAAGAACCUUGUGCCCCAGCAAGCAACUGUUAUCCGAGAUGGGGACAAGUUCCAGAUCAAUGCAGAUCAGCUUGUGGUGGGUGACCUGGUGGAGAUGAAAGGUGGCGAUCGAGUGCCAGCCGACAUCCGCAUCCUCCAGGCCCAGGGCUGCAAGGUGGACAACUCCUCGCUGACUGGAGAGUCUGAGCCACAGACCCGCUCCCCCGACUGUACACACGAGAGUCCCCUGGAGACCCGCAACAUCGCCUUCUUCUCCACCAUGUGCCUUGAGGGCACAGCUCAGGGCCUGGUGGUGAACACGGGUGACCGCACCAUCAUCGGGCGCAUCGCAUCACUGGCAUCUGGAGUAGAAAAUGAGAAAACACCCAUUGCUAUCGAGAUUGAACAUUUUGUGGACAUCAUCGCAGGCCUGGCCAUUCUCUUUGGUGCCACAUUUUUUGUGGUGGCCAUGUGCAUUGGCUACCCUUUCCUGCGGGCCAUGGUCUUCUUCAUGGCCAUUGUGGUAGCUUAUGUUCCUGAGGGGCUGCUGGCCACUGUCACGGUCUGCCUGUCCCUGACAGCCAAGCGGCUGGCCAGCAAGAACUGUGUAGUCAAGAACCUGGAAGCAGUGGAGACACUGGGCUCCACGUCAGUGAUCUGCUCUGACAAGACGGGGACCCUCACUCAGAACCGCAUGACUGUGUCUCAUCUGUGGUUCGACAACCACAUCCACUCAGCUGACACUACGGAAGACCAGUCAGGGCAGACGUUUGACCAGUCCUCGGAGACAUGGCGGGCGCUGUGCCGCGUGCUCACCCUGUGCAACCGCGCUGCCUUCAAGUCUGGCCAGGAUGCGGUGCCGGUGCCCAAGCGCAUCGUGAUCGGGGAUGCGUCCGAGACAGCGCUGCUAAAGUUCUCAGAGCUGACGCUGGGCAACGCUAUGGGCUACCGCGAGCGCUUCCCCAAAGUCUGCGAGAUACCCUUCAACUCCACCAACAAGUUCCAGCUGUCCAUCCACACACUGGAGGACCCGCGGGACCCGCGGCACGUGCUGGUGAUGAAGGGCGCUCCAGAGCGUGUGCUGGAGCGCUGUAGCUCUAUCCUCAUCAAGGGCCAGGAGCUGCCCCUCGAUGAGCAAUGGCGUGAGGCCUUCCAGACUGCCUACCUCAGCCUGGGAGGCUUGGGAGAACGGGUGCUGGGCUUCUGCCAGCUCUACCUGAGUGAGAAGGACUACCCGCCUGGCUAUGCAUUCGACGUGGAGGCUAUGAACUUUCCAACUAGUGGUCUGUGCUUUGCGGGACUUGUAUCCAUGAUAGACCCGCCCCGGGCCACUGUCCCCGAUGCCGUGCUCAAGUGCCGCACAGCAGGAAUCCGGGUGAUCAUGGUGACAGGUGAUCACCCCAUCACGGCGAAGGCCAUUGCAGCCAGUGUGGGCAUCAUCUCAGAAGGCAGCGAGACAGUGGAGGACAUUGCUGCCCGUCUCCGUGUGCCUGUGGACCAAGUUAAUCGGAAGGAUGCCCGUGCCUGCGUGAUCAAUGGCAUGCAGCUGAAGGACAUGGACCCAUCAGAGCUGGUUGAGGUGUUGCGCACCCACCCUGAGAUGGUGUUUGCUCGCACCAGUCCCCAGCAGAAGCUAGUGAUUGUGGAGAGCUGCCAGCGACUGGGUGCAAUUGUGGCUGUGACAGGGGAUGGUGUGAAUGACUCCCCAGCCCUGAAGAAGGCAGACAUUGGCGUGGCCAUGGGCAUUGCUGGCUCAGAUGCUGCCAAAAAUGCAGCCGACAUGAUCCUGCUGGAUGAUAAUUUUGCCUCCAUUGUGACGGGCGUGGAGCAGGGCCGACUGAUCUUUGACAACCUGAAGAAGUCCAUUGCCUACACAUUGACCAAGAAUAUUCCUGAACUGACGCCAUACCUCAUUUAUAUAACUGUCAGCGUGCCCUUGCCCCUGGGGUGCAUCACCAUCCUCUUCAUAGAACUCUGCACUGAUAUUUUCCCAUCUGUGUCACUGGCAUAUGAGAAGGCUGAGAGUGACAUCAUGCAUCUGCGUCCACGAAACCCGAAGCGUGACCGAUUGGUCAACGAACCCCUGGCUGCCUACUCCUACUUCCAGAUUGGUGCCAUCCAAUCAUUUGCUGGCUUCACUGACUACUUCACUGCCAUGGCCCAGGAGGGCUGGUUUCCGUUGCUGUGUGUGGGGCUGCGGCCACAGUGGGAGAACCACCACCUACAAGAUCUGCAGGACAGCUAUGGCCAGGAGUGGACAUUCGGGCAGCGCCUGUACCAGCAGUACACCUGCUACACUGUGUUCUUCAUCAGCAUCGAGAUGUGCCAGAUCGCCGAUGUCCUCAUCCGGAAGACACGCCGCCUCUCUGCCUUCCAGCAGGGCUUCUUCAGGAACAAGAUCCUGGUGAUUGCCAUUGUGUUCCAGGUCUGCGUUGGCUGCUUCCUGUGCUACUGCCCUGGAAUGCCCAACAUCUUCAACUUCAUGCCCAUUCGGUUCCAGUGGUGGCUGGUUCCCAUGCCCUUUGGCCUCCUCAUCUUCGUCUAUGAUGAGCUCCGGAAACUUGGAGUUCGUUGUUGCCCAGGGAGUGAGUGGGGAGACUGGGGGUGGGAGGCUGAAAUGUUCCCAGAGCAGCUGCUCUGACUUUUGAUUUUCAACACUUGACCUCCAAAUCAAGCCACCACUGAUCCAUAACUUCUGAGCCCCUGGCCCCACCUCCCCCAGCACUGAGUCUUCUUUUUCUCUCUCUCUCCCAGGCUGGUGGGACCAGGAACUCUACUAUUAGAGGGGCCCUGCCUCCACCACAGCCAGGUGGGGGUGGAACUCAUUGGACUGUCUGCAUAGUCACCAAAACACCUGAGCAAUCAAGAGUCCUAGCCUCACCUGUGUCUGCUCCUGCAGCCCACGGCACCCAGCCUUGCAGGGACCCUCUCCAUUCUCCUUCCCCAUCCCAAAGAAGCAGUCCUGGAGAAGCAGUCCCUAGGCCCAGUCCUCUGAGCUGGCCCGGAGAAGACCCCACGUGAGGGCUGGGGGACUUUGACGGAGAGUAGGAGCUAAUAUAGCUCCUGUGAGGUAGGCUGCCUGGGGGCUCCUCUUUAAAACACACUUGUGUCCAAGUGGUAGUAAUAAACCAGCUCAGUGACUGUGCUUUUACUGUCUUAAGUGUUUUUCAUGAGUCCCUUCGGUCCCACGAUCCUAGGGGCUAUUUGUUCCUAAAACACAGCCUGGCAUAGCAGGUACUCAAUAAAUGUCCUUUGGGGAAUUAAUUUCUCUUUCUUUGCUUAGGGUUACAGCAUUUAAAAGUGAGCUGGAUGUGACCACAGACACCCUCCAAAGUAUUGCUUUAACCAUUGCUUCUUAAACCACUGUUAACUAACAAACUGCCUCUGGGCUCUCUCCUCUCUCAGCACCCUUUCUCUCAGGAGGCUCCUUGACACAGGGUGUCAAAAUCUUUUCCAGCUCAGGCGGUCCCCGGCCCCCCACCCUUCACAGGUGUCUCCACUCAGAUUCCAUUCCUUCAGUCCUUUGCAGCCACCACUGCAAAGGGCAUCCUCACAGGUUUAGUCCCAACCAACUUCUGGAGGUUAAACACAGGCUCCUCCUCACACCCACUCACCUGAAAAGUUAACCCUCUAACCGCCAGAAACUCCUACACCUUUGGCUACACCUUUUCCUGGACCCCCCUCAUGCCUUGCUAACCCUUUAUUUAAUGUCUCUCUCUGGCUGAGCCCUGGGCUUCUCUCCUCUUCGCCACAGCACCCCCAGCUCCUGCCUCAGCUCUGUCUCUGCAGUGAUGCCCACAUCUGUCUCCAGCCUGCUAUGGCAUGUCUGAGAGGACUCACCUUGGCCUCUGUAUCCUCCUCCAAACUCGCUCCCAUCCACUGUCCCAUCACGGGGUUCCUUCUCCCUGGGAAACGUGGUGAGCCCUUAGGGAGCUUACAAGCCUCAAACUUGUGUUACCUUGGAUUCCUUCACUACUUUC
Molecule: messenger RNA, 4453 nt
Organism: Pteropus alecto (black flying fox)
Lineage: Eukaryota; Metazoa; Chordata; Mammalia; Chiroptera; Pteropodidae
Gene: ATP4A
Product: ATPase H+/K+ transporting subunit alpha
Exons: 20
Coding region: 46-3114 (1022 amino acids)
Biological process (GO): potassium ion import across plasma membrane; proton transmembrane transport; intracellular sodium ion homeostasis
Cellular component (GO): membrane
Molecular function (GO): P-type potassium:proton transporter activity; magnesium ion binding; P-type sodium:potassium-exchanging transporter activity
Source: RefSeq, a predicted model, not a curated record